Messenger RNA from Apis dorsata (giant honeybee), 1490 nucleotides. It is a transcript of the gene UbcE2M, whose product is annotated as NEDD8-conjugating enzyme Ubc12. Bases 183 to 728 code for a protein of 181 amino acids. The record is from RefSeq and is a predicted model, not a curated record. The transcript is spliced from 4 exons. NCBI's taxonomy places the organism in Eukaryota, Metazoa, Arthropoda, Insecta, Hymenoptera, Apidae.
GGGACUUUAAUACCGUGAUCGUAACAGAAACGAAUUCUAUUCCGUCCACGUGAAACCAGUCGUAAAUUCACAGUAGUUGUUUCCAUUGUCAAAAAGUUUUGUUGCGUGCAUCGUAACUGCGCGCGUGGCCGUUCGAGGAAGAAGACUUUUGUGCCUUCCACGCCUGGCACCGCCACUCUAUCAUGAUCAAAUUAUUUUCAUUAAAACAGGCGAAAAAGGAUGGCGAGUCACCCAAAGCUGGCACCCAAAAAAAAGCAUCUGCAGCGCAACUGAGAAUCACAAAAGAUAUAAAUGAACUUAAUCUUCCAAAAACAUGUGGGACAGAGUUUCCUGAUCCAGAUGAUCUUCUUAGCUUUAAGCUAAUUAUUUGUCCAGAUGAGGGAUUUUAUAGAGGUGGUAGAUUUGUUUUCAGUUUCAAAGUUGGACCAAAUUAUCCACAUGAACCACCUAAAGUAAAAUGUGAAACACAAGUUUAUCAUCCUAAUAUUGAUUUAGAUGGCAAUGUGUGUUUGAAUAUUUUAAGAGAAGAUUGGAAACCAGUCCUUACAAUUAAUUCUAUUGUUUAUGGAUUACAAUAUCUUUUUUUGGAACCAAAUCCAGAAGAUCCAUUGAAUAAAGAUGCUGCAGAAGUCCUUCAAAAUAAUAGGAGAGCAUUUGAGCAGAAUGUAGCAAAAGCAAUGAGAGGUGGCUAUGUCGGCGCGUUUUAUUUCGAACGGUGUCUCAAGUGACAUUAACAUUCACUUUAUCCGAGGACACAAUGAGGAAAGAGGUCGAGAGUAGAACUUCUUCGUGCUCUAAAUGUGUUCCUCUCGUCCAUUUGUUUAAACGGGCCUCUCUGCGUCUUUACGAGUGCUUCGAACCUUUGGUCAAUAAACCAUUGGUAAAAAUGCCACCGAUGCGCUAUUUUUUCGGAGUUGUGGGAUACUUACUUUUCCUUUCUUUUUUUUUCUCUCUCAAAUAUAAUAAAGAAAUGAAAUUGCAUUUACGUUUGCAAGUUUUUUAUUUAAUUAAUAAUUUAUUGGCAAAUAUAAAUAAAAUAUAAAACGUUAAAAGUUUUUAAGAGAAAUCUAUAAAUGAUCUAUAAAUUUUUACUACUUUAUUAAAUAUUUUUCUUACAAGUUUAAAAAACAAAAAUGUAUAAUUAAAAUUGUCGCAACUUUGUAAAAAUAUACUAUUAAUAUAAUUUUCCAAUUUUGAUUAAAAAUUUCAUUAUAAGUAUGUACUUAUAACCGAAUUAUUCUAAACUAUAACUCUUAUCUAACAAAAAUGUAUAUAUGAUAUGUGUAUAUGAAACUGCAAACGUAUCUAUAAUUUCAACAUGCAGCUCCUCGUAUAAGUAUAUCUCCGCCCUGAGAGUUAUUUCGCAGGAUAUGAAUUAUUUUCCAUAAACGGAUAUAUGUAUAUAUAUCCUGCCAAAAUCUUCAUUUGAAAACACAUAACUUAACUUAUGUAUCGAUCGAAAGUGGAAUAUAAGGCUGUUAAUGAGAAAA